This is a messenger RNA of Zootoca vivipara (common lizard), 1342 nucleotides long. It is a transcript of the gene MCEE, whose product is annotated as methylmalonyl-CoA epimerase. The record is from RefSeq and is a predicted model, not a curated record. Gene Ontology annotation, biological process: L-methylmalonyl-CoA metabolic process. NCBI's taxonomy places the organism in Eukaryota, Metazoa, Chordata, Lepidosauria, Squamata, Lacertidae. Gene Ontology annotation, cellular component: mitochondrion. Gene Ontology annotation, molecular function: methylmalonyl-CoA epimerase activity.
CCUGCGGCGGUGCCGUUGCCAGCGCUCUCUCGCCUUCGCUCUGGCUUCAUGGAAGCAGGUUCUCCGUUACAGCUGCUCUGCCGGGCGUGCCAGGUUCAAAGAUGGCGGCCCUCUCGCGACCCCUGACAGCAGGGCUUCUCAAUUGGUUGCCAAAAAGAGCUGCUCCAACAGUGCGGACGUUGGCAGGUGCUGCUUCCUUGGCUCAGAAGUCUCUGUGGAAACUGGGUCGACUGAACCAUGUGGCUAUUGCAGUGCCCAGUUUAGAAAAAGCUACCUCUUUGUACAGGGAUGUGUUGGGGGCACAGGUGAGCAAAAUGGUACCCCUUCCUGAACACGGCGUCUACACAGUCUUCGUGGACCUGGGCAACACAAAGUUGGAGCUUCUGCACCCACUAGGGGAGAAAAGCCCAAUCGCUGGUUUCCUGAAUAAAAACAAGGAGGGAGGAAUGCACCAUAUCUGCAUUGAGGUGAACAGUAUAACGGAUGCCAUAGCUGAACUGAAGGAGAAGAAGAUCCGUGUUUUGAGCGAAGAGCCCAGAAUUGGGGCCCAUGGAAAACUGGUAGUUUUCCUCCAUCCUAAGGACUGCAAUGGAGUCCUAGUGGAACUUGAGCAAGCCUGACUGUGAUAAGAAGAAAUUGAUGCCUAUACGAAGGGAGAUGAGGCAUGUUUUCUGUGUUUUAAAAUUACUGCUCCUGAUUUACUUGUUAUUGAGGGUUUUUUCCCUGACUCAAAAGCAUUAAUAAUAAUGUGAUUUGCCUUAAGAAGCAAAUAUUAAAUCUUGAAAUGCCAAUCUUAAUUUGGGAAGACACCUUUUGGUCACUUGAACAUCACCAAAAUAAAUUUUAUUUGGGCUGGCUUAGGAUUCCUUUGAACUGUAUCUUGCAACAGUAAGCUGGGCACAUUUUACGCACACUCUUCCUCUGGGCAUAAUUUUGCAUCCAUUUGGUACAUUUCUAGGUCAUCUGCCAUCAUCCUGCUCUACAUUUGUAAGUGACAAGUGAGGCAAGGGCGAGGUGUCUGGUUUUUUCCUUCUUCCAGUAAUUCCUUCAGUAUUCCCUUAAGAAAAGAGCCAGCAAGGUUCACCAGUCUAAAGACUCAUUGAAUACUCCAUUGAUUGGUUCACUCAAUCAUAAGAUGCCUAUGGUCUUGUCUGGGUCCCCAUGAUUGCUGAGCAACUUUCCACUCCCACCCACCUACCCACAUGAGAAUUUGGGCACCUUUUGAUUACCAGUAUUUGCUGUCAUUUGAUCACCAGUGUCACCUGCAUAAUUUACAGUAGUUUGUCUGCAUUGAUUAUUUUGAAUUAUUACUGAUGGUACAUAAUAAAACAUCAUUUUUGUU